Molecule: messenger RNA, 984 nt
Organism: Adineta steineri
Lineage: Eukaryota; Metazoa; Rotifera; Eurotatoria; Adinetida; Adinetidae
Source: the annotation of a GenBank genome assembly
AUGCAACUCGAAGAACAAAGCAUUACUGAAUCUCCCGCACCAAUUCCUAAUAUUUCAGUAAAUGGAGAAGAUAUGAUUAAAUCAUAUGAAAAUGAAACUGUACAAAUAAAACCAAGUAAAUGGGCCAAAGUAAAAGCUGUCAAUCGUCGUAUCGUACCCAGUCAAACACAAGGAGAAGUUAGAUUAAGUAGUAUUCUUGAUGAUCUUCGAAAAUUUGAAAUAGAAGCACAAAAAAUACCUCGUCCAGAUGAACAAAGAAGAAAAAAAAAUCUAUGUCAUUAUAUAAGAUUAUCUCGAUAUCAUAUAGCACAAUUUCUUCAAAAACCAUUAUAUAAUUAUAUUAUUAUAUUAUUAGUUAUGACAGAUCUAAUCGUAGUUUUAGUUGAUUUAGUUCUCGCUCAAUUAUCAUCACCUUGUUUAUCGGAAGAUGAAAUGAUUAUGUAUAAUACAACUGAACAACCUGAUGCAUGUUUAAUUGAACAUUCUGUUCAUUUAGCUCGUACUGAAGCAUUUCUUUUUUGGUUUUCAGUUUUAUUACUGACUUUAUUUGUUUUCGAAGUUUUCACUUCAUUUUUUGCAUUGGGUUGGAGAUAUUAUAAAAAUCCAUUAUUUUUAAUUGAUAGUAUUAUUGUAUGUGCAUCUUUUAUUCUGGAAAUAUAUUUUCAUUUUGGAAAUAUUGGACGCGCUGGACGAGCUGCUGCUGCAAUUGUUAUUUUACGUUUAUGGAAGAUUAUUCGAGCUAUUCAUGCUGUUGCACAUUCAAUUACAGUUAAAAAUCGUUUAUUAAUUAAAAAAAUUCAUGAAGCUAAAGUAUUAUUAGAAGAAGAAAAACAACAAACGGAAAAAGCAUUAGAAAAACAAGAAAUUAGAUUGGAAUAUUUGAUUAAUAUUUUAACUACAAUAGGUAAACUACCUUCACCACAAUUAAUUGAGAAUUAUGUCAAUGAAGUAUGGAGACAAAAGCAUGAACCACAAGAAUUGUGA